GUCCGUCCUUCCCCCCUUCCUUCCGGCCGCCAUCUCGCCCUGCCCCGCGUGCUGAGCUCGCUGCCGCCGCCCGCCCCGCCUCGCCCCGGCACCGCCGCGCCCGCCCCGGGAAGAUGAAAGAGACGAUAAUGAACCAAGAAAAGCUCGCCAAGCUGCAGGCCCAGGUGCGCAUCGGUGGCAAGGGUACUGCUCGCAGAAAGAAGAAGGUUGUCCACAGAACAGCUACAGCAGAUGACAAGAAACUUCAGUUUUCUUUGAAGAAACUGGGAGUCAACAAUAUUUCUGGAAUUGAAGAGGUAAACAUGUUUACUAACCAAGGAACAGUCAUACACUUCAAUAAUCCUAAAGUUCAGGCAUCUCUGGCUGCUAACACUUUCACUAUCACCGGCCAUGCUGAGACAAAGCAGCUGACAGAAAUGCUUCCUAGCAUCUUAAAUCAGCUUGGAGCUGACAGUCUUACCAGCCUGAGAAGAUUGGCAGAAGCUCUACCCAAGCAAUCUGUGGAUGGAAAAGCACCACUUGCGACUGGUGAAGAUGAUGAUGAUGAAGUUCCAGAUCUUGUUGAAAACUUCGAUGAAGCUUCAAAGAAUGAGGCAAACUGAACUCAGUGUCACUUUCUGAAUAAAGUUAAAACUUGAAAAAGCUA
This is a messenger RNA of Apus apus (common swift), 646 nucleotides long. RefSeq names its product basic transcription factor 3 (gene BTF3). Bases 114 to 602 code for a protein of 162 amino acids. Lineage: Eukaryota; Metazoa; Chordata; Aves; Apodiformes; Apodidae. The record is from RefSeq and is a predicted model, not a curated record. Gene Ontology annotation, cellular component: cytosol; nascent polypeptide-associated complex. The transcript has 6 exons.